AAUGGAUCUCCACGUCAUCUUACGUCUUAAAAAUUCUGCCUAGCGGAUACCACUACAACUCGGGUUAGAGGCACGCGCUUCUGGGAGCUAUGUUGUGGGCGUUGCAUUUAGGUCUUGCUAGCCCAAGCAAGAAUCUGCGCAGGUACAAUGAUGGAUUUUGACGAGAGGGUUUCCGUUGGCUCAAACAUGUAUCUGCCCAGCUGCACGUAUUAUGUUCCGGGGGCUGAUUUUUCCACGCUGCCCUCUUUUAUAUCCCAAAGUCCGACUUCUCGUUCCGUACCUUACUCUUAUUCCUCUAACCUGCCUCAGGUACAGCAUGUCAGAGAGGUUACGUUUCGGGACUAUUCUAUUGACGGGUCUGGUAAAUGGCCUCACCGAGGUCCACUGGCUCAGUGUUAUCCGUCGGAAGACAUACACAGGGAGUGUUUAGCAGCAACGACAACCGUUGGUGAAAUGUUUCCCAAGAAUAAUUCAACUGCAUAUUAUCACACGUCGCAUUCGAGCUCCGCGUCUAAUUUCUACGACAGUGUUGGAAGAAACGGGGUGCUGCCUCAAGCUUUUGACCAGUUUUUCGACACUGCGUUUGGAGGCUCGGACAGUGCAGCGAAAAGCGACUAUGCGGCGAGGGAUAAACAGCACUCCAGUAAACAACCGACGCCAGCCCCUGCACUGGAGCAGGAGACUGAAGGAAUGGAGCGACAGGAGCCCAGUAGUCCCGAAUCGUCUUCCGGCAACAAUGAGGAAAAGACUAGCAGUGCGAGUAGUGGAGCCAGGGUUCGCAAGAAGAGAUGUCCGUAUACUAAAUUUCAAAUCCGAGAACUUGAAAGGGAAUUCUUCUUCAGCGUGUAUAUCAACAAAGAGAAACGACUUCAGCUCUCAAGGAUGCUUAACCUUACCGAUCGCCAAGUAAAAAUUUGGUUCCAAAACCGGCGCAUGAAGGAAAAGAAACUUAAUCGGGACAGAUUACAAUACUAUAGUACAAACCAUUUGCUUUGAAAAACCAAAAGAUGCACACAACAACUGCAAAAUUACCAAAAAAAACGAGACGUGGGAUGAGUUGCAUAUUUCAAGUUCGUGACAACUGCAUACAGAAAGCAUGAAACGUAACAUUUAAGAGUUCCAUCAUUUAUGUACAGGUGUUUUGUGCUCCACAUGAUUUUUGUGUUUCAUCCAUUUUUGUUGCGGAAAGAAUACUUUAUUAGAAGGUAAAUAAUCAGGUACUCAUUUGUUUUCAGUUGUGGUGGACUACAAGAAAAAACGCAUGACGCAUAUGGGUCUGAGAAGUAAAUGUUUUAGUUUUAACACCCUAUUGGUAUGCUCUGUUAAUCGUGUGUUUUUGUGGGGAGAGGAAAGAAUUUGUGUUGACCUAAAGACUUUGGUACGACCAAGCAGACAUGAGAAUAUUGUCUUGAUUGUUCACAGUUGUCAAAUUAUUUAAUGAUUUUUCAAAUGGAUACCUACACCCUUGUUAAUCUUAGGUAAGCAAUAACAUUUUCUUCUAGUGGUUUAUGUAUUGAUCAUAUUCUGAUCAUCCAAAGAUUUACACAGACAUGCAAGAAAGAACAUUUUAACAAAUGCUGAUUGAACGGAAAACUAGAACACUCUGCCUGGAUCCCAUCUUAUACGCAUAAACAUAUUUGCCUGAUUUACAAUUGGUAAUGUGUAUACCAUUUUGUCCAGGCUAACCGUUAUUUAACUUAAAAUUAUUUUUUGUCCAUCAUCUACUCUGCACAGAAAUAUGACAAAUAUUGUGCUUGGAUUACAGCAGAAAUUGGCUGCUUGUAAUCCGGGGGAUCAUAUGUGUAACAUAAUUCCUAAAUUAAAUUAUCAAAAAGACUUUUGAAA
Misgurnus anguillicaudatus (oriental weatherfish) is the source of this 1845-nucleotide messenger RNA. NCBI's taxonomy places the organism in Eukaryota, Metazoa, Chordata, Actinopteri, Cypriniformes, Cobitidae. The record is from RefSeq and is a predicted model, not a curated record.